Messenger RNA from Episyrphus balteatus (marmalade hoverfly), 1422 nucleotides. RefSeq names its product 28S ribosomal protein S5, mitochondrial (gene mRpS5). Gene Ontology annotation, biological process: translation. NCBI's taxonomy places the organism in Eukaryota, Metazoa, Arthropoda, Insecta, Diptera, Syrphidae. The transcript is spliced from 2 exons. Bases 33 to 1364 code for a protein of 443 amino acids. Gene Ontology annotation, cellular component: ribosome. The record is from RefSeq and is a predicted model, not a curated record. Gene Ontology annotation, molecular function: RNA binding; structural constituent of ribosome.
UCACUGUCAAAAUCGACCAAGUGAAAAAAAAAAUGGCAGCACGAAUAUUAUCAACUUCUGGACAAUUAUUAAAAUCCUUUCAAAAUUUAAAUAUUUCAUGCAAAACAACAGCAAAUGUAAUCCAACAAAAUGAAUUAACAAGUAGCUUACUAAAAACUGCAUUGCCAAUCUUAUCAUCCACUCGAAACACAAGUUUUUUCAACAAACUUCCCGCUGAAGAUCUCUGGCGUGGAGUAGUCUCUGUCAGUAAUGCUGGUAAAAAACGAGGUCGUGGUCGUGGUGCUGGCCGUAAACUUGUCAAAGAUUUAAAUCGUGGCCAAGUUAUUGGAGUUGGAAGCACCAAUGUACAAUGGCCAGGUUUAAAUUCUCCAAUUAUUCGCGGCAAAGAAUUGGUCAAACAACAACGACUUCCCGAUGACCCUGAAAGAGAAAAGAAACUUAUCAAACUUCGUGAUUCAAUGACUGGCUUUCGUGCCAUGAAAUUGAGUCCUAUCGAUCGUGGUUGGUCUGGGACAAAGUUGCCCGGACGCAGCAUUGGACCACCCGAUCCAGUUGGCGAAGAUAAUUUCGAAGGUUUCGAUACAAUUGUCUUGGAAAACAAGAUUGUUUUCAUUAUGAAGGGAAAUAUGGGUCGAACAAGACGAUAUUCAGUUUUGUCUGUCACUGGCAAUGGAAAUGGUUUGGCUGGGUUUUCUUUAGCCAAAGGCACGGAAGUUCGGGCGGCUUUGAGAAAAUCCAAAAACCGUGCCGGACAGAAACUAAUGAAUAUCAAAUUGUGUGACAAUCACACUGUAUUCCAUGACUUUUAUUGUCAAUUUGGAAAAACUAAAGUAUUUGUCUCUAAAAAGCCUGAAGGUUAUGGGCUAGUUUGCCAUCGUGCAAUCCAGGCAAUCUGUAAAGUAAUUGGCAUAAAAGAUUUACAUGCGAAAGUUGAAGGUUCAACCAAUCUUCAACAUGUUGUAAAGGCAUUCUUCAUUGGCCUACUACAACAGAAGACACAUGAACAAAUUGCCGAAGAAAAAGGAUUGCAUUUGGUUGAAUUUAGAAAGGAAUUGGGUGGUUUGCCUCGUGUGGUAGCAAGUCCGAAUGUUUGUAGGAAAAAGGAAGAUAUUGAGAUAAAUGAAGUGAUGGAUUUCACUCAAUAUGCUUUGAAUGAUAAAAUUGUAUUGAAGCGGAAGAAAUUUCCACCAUUCUUUGCAAAUACUCGUGGAUAUGAGUUGUAUUUGAAGAAGAGAGAAUAUUUGAGGAAUCAAGAUAAUGUGAGAGUUGAUUUGACCGCACAUUAUGGAGAGUUGAGAAGUUUUCUUACGGAUAAGUAUCCGGAAUGUCGACCACAUAAAUUUCAGAGAGAGAAGGAGGAAUAAAGAGAUCAAACAAAAAUUGUUAUAAAUAAAUAAGAAAGAAUAAAUUUUAAAAAUUAAA